Molecule: messenger RNA, 2336 nt
Organism: Zootermopsis nevadensis
Lineage: Eukaryota; Metazoa; Arthropoda; Insecta; Blattodea; Termopsidae
Source: RefSeq, a predicted model, not a curated record
AAAACCUAAGAAAACUAAAAUGGGACGUUGCCUGGGAGAUACAAUGGUGCAGUUUGAGAAAGCUGAAAACUCAUCAUUAAAUCUUGUUGGAAAAGCGAAAGGGAAAGUACCUCGACAAUCCAUUAUCAAUCCAGACUGGGACUUUCAGAAAAUGGGAAUUGGUGGUUUGGACAAGGAAUUCAAUGCCAUCUUUAGGCGAGCUUUUGCAUCGCGUGUUUUUCCUCCUGAAAUUGUUGAGCAAUUAGGUUGUAAGCAUGUAAAAGGAAUCCUGCUAUUUGGGCCACCAGGAACAGGGAAGACACUAAUGGCUCGUCAAAUUGGGACCAUGUUGAAUGCUCGUGAACCUAAAAUAGUUAAUGGACCUCAGAUUUUGGAUAAGUAUGUUGGUGAAUCUGAGGCUAAUGUUCGGCGGCUUUUUGCAGACGCAGAGGAAGAGGAAAAAAGGCUUGGUCCUAACAGUGGCCUUCAUAUUAUCAUAUUUGAUGAAAUUGAUGCAAUUUGUAAGUCUCGAGGCUCAGUGGCUGGUAAUACCGGAGUGCAUGAUACAGUUGUAAAUCAGUUACUUGCCAAAAUAGAUGGUGUUGAACAGCUGAAUAACAUUCUAGUCAUUGGAAUGACUAAUCGCAGAGACAUGAUUGAUGAAGCUUUGCUUCGACCAGGAAGAUUAGAGGUACAAAUGGAAAUUGGAUUACCAAAUGAACAAGGACGAUUCCAAAUUCUUAAUAUCCAUACAAGUAGGAUGAAGGAUUACAAGAAAAUCAAUCCAGAUGUUGACAUCAAGGAAUUGGCAGUUCUAACAAAGAACUUUAGUGGAGCUGAGUUGGAAGGUUUGGUGCGUGCUGCACAGUCCACGGCAAUGAACCGUCUCAUUAAGGCUGCUAGCAAAGUGGAAGUUGAUCCUGAAGCUAUGGAGAAGUUGUUGGUGAAUCGAUCAGACUUUCUUCAUGCUCUUGAAAAUGAUAUCAAACCUGCCUUUGGAACAAGUGGUGAAGUGCUGGAACAUUUUCUUGCUCGCGGAAUCAUUAACUGGGGUACUCCUGUAAGCAGUAUCCUAGAAGACGGAAUGUUGUUCAUACAGCAGGCCAGGGCUACCGACACAUCAGGUUUAGUUUCUGUUCUUCUUGAAGGCCCACCAAAUUCUGGAAAGACAGCUCUAGCUGCGCAACUUGCAAAAAAUUCAGACUUUCCUUUUGUGAAAGUUUGUACACCAGAAGAAAUGGUUGGUUUCACUGAAUCUGCCAAAUGUUUGCAUAUAAGAAAGGUAUUUGAUGAUGCUUACCGCUCGCAGUUGAGCUGUAUAUUGGUGGACAACAUUGAACGUCUUCUUGAUUACGGUCCAAUUGGACCUCGUUAUUCUAACCUUACACUACAGGCACUCCUUGUUCUUUUGAAAAAAGAACCCCCAAAAGGACGGAAACUAUUAAUUCUUUGUACAAGCAGCAGGAGGCAAGUGUUAGAAGAUAUGGAGAUGUUGUCAGCUUUUACAGCUGUUCUUCAUGUUCCAAACCUUUCACAACCAGAUCAUUUAAUGGCUGUUCUUGAAGAAUCAGAUGUUUUCACCAAGAAGGAUUUGUCAGCGUUAUCUCGGAAGAUUCUUGGCCACAGGGUGUUCAUUGGCAUCAAGAAAUUGCUGGCUUUGAUUGACAUGGCUCGUCAGACAGAGGAGCCGUACAGAGUUAUAAAAUUCCUUUCUAAACUUGAAGAGGAAGGAGGUUUGGAUAUGGGCUCCUCAAUACAGUAAACACACAUUUCAUGGGUAAGGAGAAUGUUGUAUUUGUGUUCAGUUACUUUCUUCAGUAUCUGUUGUGAGGGAGACAGAACUAUUAGGAAAAUCAGCAUUGAUUUAAAAAGUAGAAUAAUUCUAGAUAUAAGUAAAAAUUCCUUGGUUAUUCCAGUUCUGCAUAUCUCAAAACAGGAAGAAACAAUGAUAAUUAAAAAAAAUAUGUAUUUUUGUUCAUUCUUGUGGUUUAAAUCUUAUUGUGUCAUGGUAUAGUCAUUAGAAAUAUUGACUAGUUUAAUUAAUUUUAUUUUUAUGUGUAAUGAAUUUCUGUCCUGUAUCUUUAAAUAAUGAAAGUUAAAACUUUUAAUUAGUUGAGUGUAAUUCUGUGAAAAGAUACCACAUAGAUACAGCAAGAUGUUAGCAUCAGUCUUGAUAUUUGCCAUUUAAUGGUAAAUUAGAUUCCAUUAAUAGUACAUUUCCUUUUAGAUAUAUCCCAGAAUAUAAACACUGUUUUGUGAUAAAUGUAGUUAUUUAGACUCUGUUUAGUCUUGAAAGACUUGAAUUCUGUAUCAUUGUUGAUGUAUAGUUAAAUAAAAAUAUCUUAUUGAUGUAAAAA